UGGCUGCGGCCGGGCGGAGGCGUCCAGUUCUGUGCUGCACGUCACUGCCAGUGGAAGUCAGAGAGAGAGACAGAGGUUCCUGUCAUACGUCUCACGUGUGAAAGUGGGGGGAACGAAUAAAAGUGUUUUCUCGGGAUGCUCGGAGCGUUCUCGCGGGCGAAAUGAUAUUAUAGUGCGCCAGGUAGUGCGUCACGGACAGGUACUGCGGGCGUGUGCGUUUGUUGUUGUUGUCGUCAGGUGGUCAGUACGCGCGUCCUCCCCCGACGCGGAGGAGGGACUGGAACAAUUUCGAUGAGGAUGUCGGUGCUAGGGAAGAGACAGCACUGCUACCUGUGCGACCUGCCGCGCAUGCCGUGGGCCAUGCUGCACGACUUCACGGAGGCGGUGUGCCGCGGCUGCGUCAACUACGAGGGCGCCGACCGCAUCGAGCUGGUGCUGGAGGCGGCGCGGCAGAUGAAGCGCGCCCACCAGGGCAAGCCGCCCCCGCAGCAGAUGCACGCGCGCGCCGGCGUGCACGAGAACGGCACGGCGGGGCUGGUCGAGCUGGCGCCCGGCGCCCACGGGGGCGGCGGCGGCUCCGGGGGCGGCGGCGGGGGCGGCGGCCGGCAGGCGCAGUCCCAGCAGCAGCAGCAGCAGCAGGUGGCGCCCGGGCCGCCCCCGCCGCCUCCGCAGGGGUACGCGAUGCACCACUCGCGCAGCAGCGCGGCGGCGGCGGCCGCGGCGGCGGUGGCGGCGGGGGCGACGGGCGGGCUGCUGGCCGAGUACCAGCCGCACGACAUGGUGCGCGUGCGGCUGCCGCACCUGUCGGCGACGCACCACGCGCUGGCUGCGGCGGUCGCCUCCCACCGGCCCCCGGGGGGCCUCAAGCGCGGCCUGUCCGCGUCGGCCGACCCGGGCGACGACGACCACGGCGCCGACUCGAAGCGGCUGCUGGCCGACGACCACGGGCCGGCGGGCGUGGGGCGGCCGCCGCUCACCAGGGGGGAGUCGCUGCCCGCCGUCUCCAUCAGCACGCCGCCCUUCCUCGAGAGGUCCUUCAAGGACAAGCACCCCAUGAGGGCGCCUUCCUUCGACACGGCCACCGCCUUCAAGAGCAACGGAUACCCAGGUGUGGCGAUGAGCGUGAGUGCAGGUGGAGCGGGCUCUCCGCUGGGCCCGCGCACCAACACUCCUCCAGAGUCUGCAGCUGCCACGGCGGGCAGUGGUGCUGGAGCCGCUGCCCCUGGACAGUCCCCCAUGGCUGCUCUCAUGUCAGUGGCAGACAACUUGCCACCCGGAUCUCCGCGCUCUGCAGGAGGCAGCCCUCCGGGGCCACCACGCUCUGCUUCCAGGGGCUCCCAGCAUUCUCCCAACUCCUCAGGUUCCACGGGGAGUCGCCGUAGCUCAGGCAGCCGGACCGUGAGUUCGACCACAGUGACCACGUCCAGCGAAGCGGACGGUGCGGGUGCCGGCACGGGUAGUGGCGGAGCCGCUACCGGGCACGACGGAAAUUCCACCGCGGCCUCGGGACCCGGGCAGACGCCGGCGGGGACCGGCGGCAGUGCGGCGGGGACCGGCGGCAGCUCUGCCACGACUCUGAAGUGUACGCUGUGUCAGGAGAGGCUGGAAGACACGCACUUCGUGCAGUGUCCUUCUGUUCCACAGCACAAGUUCUGUUUCCCAUGCAGCAGAGAGUCCAUCAAGAGGCAGGGUGCAGGUGCUGAGGUAUACUGCCCGAGUGGUGAAAAGUGCCCACUGGCCAACUCCAAUGUGCCGUGGGCAUUCAUGCAAGGAGAGAUUGCUACAAUCCUGGGCGAGGAGUUCAAGACGAAGAAGGAGACCUAGGGGUACGUCCAGAUGCAGAGGGUCAGAACGAGUCGUCGCUAGUCGUUAGCCUCGGCAGGGGCACGAAGGGGGGGCGGCAGCGCCUGUGCCUGCGGAGAACACCCCCGCUGCCGUCUUACUGCGGCUGGCCGGAAGGGGCCUGAGGAGAGCCCUCCCUUGUCUUUUUGGUCUAACGCUGCGGCCCCCCUUCCCUGAGAGAGUGGAGGGGGUACACCUCUAUUGUUUGUCUGGUCACUGGAGAAAUAAUGGGCUGUCACAGAAUGGCAGUGUGUCAUACUUAACCCCGAAGCUGAGACCUUUUCUAAAAGCAACAAACAAGUAAAUCUGCUGAUGGAAACAAUGUUGGUGAUAUAUUCUCUGAGACCGUUUGUCAAACUGUCUUGCCAUUUAGCUGUUCUCGGUGACCAUUUUGUGUAUAUAGAAUAACCUUCCACGGUGCGGAAGGGUGUAUUUGGAGUCUUCUUGGGAAGGUAUUAAGAAUUUUCCUGAAAUUGUACUGCUGUUCAGAAGUUUUGAUAGCAGUUUUUGAUUUAAUUUGCACGGUGAGAAUUACGUCCUCUGAGACUUUUGUCAGAAUUGUUUUUAGUCGGACUGACUGUAUUAGCAGCGCUUGUAUCUAGUAGGGACAACAAACAAAUAUUAUGUAUAUAGUAUAAAAAUCAGUCAUUAAUAAACAUAUUAAUAUUCAUAAUAAUAAGAAUAACAACUGAUACCUUUUUCUGAAUGUAAAUACGCAGUUUACAGUGCUUUGUGUAUUACACAUUACACUUAUGUGAUGUAUUUAUGCGAGGGGCAUGCCACGGAUUCACUACUCGUGCAGUACCAGGUAGAGGGGACUGUUUUACCCCUCGCAGAAUCUGUUCCACUUUUAUUGAUCUUUAUAUCGAGCUGUGUAAUUGCGCUAGCCGCAUUACUGAGUUUUUCUGUGCACAAAAGUACACAUCAUGGGGAGUCGUUACAGUGUAUAUAAAUAUAUCAUUUAUUGUAAAUAAAUGAACUGUACAUAGUAUAUAUUAAUUUCCCUUUAUAUAGUGUUGCAUUGAACUGUUGUAGACUUUUUUAAAAUUAAGGCUAACUUGUAGAUCUUACACAGUUAAAUUUUAACUGUAACAUUUCAUGAAAAAGGACUGGAAAGUUUGUUUUUUCCCGAAAUGAUUCCUAGGUACAAACAGUGAUAAACUCUUUUUGACUCUUAGUUUUUAGCACUAAGCUACUUACUAAGUUUAGGAGUGAUUUUUUUAACUUGUUUACAAAUUAGGUGUGUAUUCAUCUUUUUGUAUACCAACUAAUAUGUGCUGGACAAAUGUAUUAGUUCAGCUACUCUUUUGGAUUUGAAGGACUGAAAUAAAGAGUGACAGUGUUCAAAACAGGGUUGCACAAAGUUUUUGUGUUUUUUUUGUGUGUGUGUGUGGAUGUUGUAGCAUUUGAGAGUAAUUUUGUUGAAUUGACUGUGGUUGAAUGUAUGUGUGUCAAGCCUUGUUUUAUUGUCUGAUCUUCGUGAAGUCUCAGCUACAUACCUUGUUUUACUUUUGUCGAAUGUGUAUCGUAUGUGGAUUGUGAUGUGCUGUUGAUGUUCAUUUGACAUGUGAGGCUGCCAAUUUCGAAUGAUUUUUAUAUUAUGUUAUGUCUCCAUUUAUGGCUUCAGUACUCUUUGCCUCUUCACCGCUUGCAGGCCUGUUAUUGUGAUGAUCAUGUUACCUAUAGAAUCAGAAUAACUCUACUGCUGUUAAUAAAAGAAUGUUCUAAAAUAUUUACGUAUAGGAAAGGAUGGCAAUUUUAUGCAGUUCUGAUAAUGGCUGCAGAUAAUUAAUUUUAUAGAUGAGUUUUCAAAUGAUUUUAAAAUUGUCUUCAGUGAUGUAUGUGUAUGAAUGGAUAAGAAACUCCUGUUUUCUGUUGUUACUAAUAUGUGCUGCACAUUUUAUGUGGAGAGGUUCAGUUUUUUACAUAAUACAUAUUAUCACGUUGUUUUGUUUUGUAUAACCUUUUCACAAUAAAAAAUAGUCAUUGCCAGACUGUACAGUGAAGUACUGUAGACUAAAAGUAAUUAUCACAUGCAAAAUGUAGGUAUCUUUCACACCAGACUUAAAUAGCCAGUGUACAUCAAUAUGUUUCAAAUAUUGAAAUAAAAGAGAUUAGUUGUUUGAGGCAAUUCCACAAUCUUUGGUUGGUCAAAUGAGCCAGUUGAUGAAGGGAAUAGAUCCUGAGGUUAUCUCGAGUUCUACAGCUGUGUAAGCCCAAUAUUCUAUUUCUUUGCUGCAGUACAGUGGACCAGAAGCAUCAGAAAAUGAGUCUGGCAGCUUAAUAGCAUUUUUUGCUGUUUGAUCGCAGGCAGUCACUGACUGCUUACAUGAUAAGUUUUCUCACAAUAUGGCAGACCAUUGCUGCCACAUUAUCAGGAAUAUUUUGCUUUUCGUUUUUUUCUGCAGCAAUGAUUUGUUUUGUUUUUAACUUCCUGUAGCUUUUGCAGUCAUCAGCCACCCUUUAUUGUGUAGUAGAUAACCUUCUUACCCUAGUCAAUGCCUGGACUGCAAUGUCCUAUAAAGGAACUCCAAAACUCGCUGGUGUGUUUUAACAAUUAAUCAGAAUUUGAUUAAAACCCUUGUGUAGUAAGACAAAUUUUAUUAGCAAAACUUAGUACUAAUAGUGUCUCUAAUGAAAGGUAGUUUUGCAGCAAAACUAUCUCUAUUGUAUAACAAGUAACUUUGUAAAAAGGUAAAGUUUUUUUGGUCAGUGAUAGCUCAGAUGGACUAUUUUUAAUUAUAAUUGUUACUGAAAUGAUGAAUUAACUUAGAUGUUCCUUUUGCCUUGUACAAAUAAAUAUGUUUGCUGUAAUACAGCUUGAGUUGAAGUAUAUAAAUGGUGUGAUAAAUAUGACUUCUAGCUUCUAAACCAUAGCCAUCUAAUUCACUAACAGCUUGUGAAAAACAAAAACACACACACACACACACACACACACACACACACACACACAAUUUAUCCUUUCAUUCGCUACUUUGGAAACUUGUGGUAACCACACAAUGUUUCACUGGGUCAAUCAGCCUCCAUAGCUGAGCAGUUAGGUUGGGUCAUUCUGCUGUGCAGAGGGCCUGGGUUCAGUUUCCAGUUCUGACAGGGAUUGUUUCCAGGAUGGGAGAACUGGAAUGAGAGCACUCAGCCAUGUGAAGCUAGCUGAGGUGCCGUUUGAUAAAAAAGUAGUGGCUCAGGAAGUUGAUGAUAGCGAGGAGAGUGGUGUGCUUACCAUAGGACCCUCCAUACUGCUGCGUCCGCAGCUCGUGGUCGUGCGGUAGCGUUCUCGCUUCCCGCGCCCGGGUUCAAUUCCCGGCGGGGUCAGGUAUUUUCUCUGCCUCGUGAUGACUGGGUGUUGUGUGAUGUCCUUAGGUAAGUUAAGUUUAAGUAGUUCUAAGUUCUAGGGGACUGAUGACCAUAGCUGUUAAGUCCCAUAGUGCUCAGAACCAUUUGAACCAUUUUGAACCUCCACACUGCAUUUAAAUGAUGCCACAGCCAAAGGAUGACAUGUCAGCCUGUUCACGUGGCGGAAUCUUCAGGGCCUGUAGUUCUUUUUUGGGCUGGGUUGACAAUUCCAUUUUUCUGCACGCAAUGUUGAUCUGUUUGAAAUCAAGACAGCAAUAACCAUCUUUUGUGGGUUUGGAAAAAUGGUAGUGAAAAAUGUGAUUUGGCUCUAGUAGACUUGUGCGAACUACACCUUCUAAAAGAUCUCACACACACACAAAUUCAGUAGCAGUAGAGGAUUAACUUUAGGAAUAUAUUCUACUGCAUGAAUUUUGGAACCAAUUAGAAAGAGCGCUCACUGUUCUACUCACUCUGUGGACAGUGACCAUUGCAAGCAGUAAAUGAUUUAGUAGCCCUUCCAUCACUAUAAUGGUGCACACUACAGUUGACUGACACAAUGACUGAAGUCCAAGAAAUUGAUUCAGUGCUGUGAAAUGAUGUUAUUACAGUACGUGCAGCAUGAAUUGCUACGAAUAAUUUAUAAUUCUAAAUUUAUUUCUGAAUUGGGAUAGGAAUCUGUGUGAGAGCACUGUACUCUACUUCAAAUGACCUAGAAGCUAUUUAGCAGAAGGAGACAGUGGUAGGAGGAGUGAUCUGCAUUGAAACCUUAACUUAUCGUCAGGAGACUAACUUGGAAAUUGAUUGUGCCAAAUUGCAGGAGAGAGUAAGACACUAGUGUGUAGUCACAGUAUGGCGUAUUACUGUGUUGAAAGUGAAAAAAAGACAAUGAACUAUUGUUCAGGCGGUGGUGUUAUGCAGCACUUCCCUAAAAAAAAUUAUGAAAGAAGUGUAAUCUAAAGAAAUUUUGGUACCCUCCUUCCUUCAUAACUUUUUACUGUAUGCCCUUUGCUACAAAAAAACACUCCGGUUUUCAAUUUCGAUCCUACACAUCCGGUUCCUUUUGUUGCCCUGUGCCUUUGGGCUCAGCGGCACUUCGAAAUCAUGAAACCCCUCAUUUUUGCCUGCAGGUACUAAGUUUCCUUUCUCCUUGGAUAUCCUAUUACAUUAGCCACUUCUGUGCCAGGAUGGCAUUGGAAUAGCUCCCCCCUCCCCAAUUUCACGAAAGUGUGACACUGAAGUGAAGCUCAUAUGUCCUGAGCUUAUUAGAUUGUGCUGAAGAGUGGUUGAAAUGUGCAUGCAGUGGAAGUAAGGUUAUUACUUCAUGCCAGAAACUCAUUUUCUGAUACCAGUAGCAUAGAUGGCGGGCAGAAUUGUUGCAGGUGGUCAGUUGGGGCAUUGCUUGCUGUACUGCUUCUCUGGAACCUGUGUAUCACAUCUACUUUGUCUUUAGUUCUUAAAGUUGUGCUGGCCAUACUGCAUAGUAAAAAAAGUAGCUGAGGUUUCCUGGUGGGGCACUGGUAGUAUUACUUAUUUGAAAGCAAAUGAGAUUCUCUAAGGUUUGAAGAUAAAAGUUAUUUGUAGGCCAGUUUCAUAAGAGUAGGCUAUGUACAUAAAAUUCAUUGUCAUAUGUGGUAGACUCAGCUGUGAUGAACCUGAAACACCAUUUGAGAGACAGGAUCUGCAAGCCUGUUUCUCGAUCUGAAUGUGCUGAUUUUUAUCUUAGACAAUCUGUUUGCUUUAGAAGGCUGCAUUAGGGAAUAAUGUCUAAAAUGUAAUAUUAGUACAGUACUGUAGAGAAGUUGUGUACACGUGAAGCCUGUGUUUAUUGUUUUUUGAUGCUUGUAACCAUACUUGACAUGCUGCAGAAGAAAUUAUAUGCUCAUGAAAUAAAAUAUUUUUUGGUGUUUACAAUAA
Messenger RNA from Schistocerca cancellata (South American locust), 7089 nucleotides. It is a transcript of the gene Pits, whose product is annotated as interferon regulatory factor 2-binding protein-like B. Lineage: Eukaryota; Metazoa; Arthropoda; Insecta; Orthoptera; Acrididae. The coding region runs from base 292 to 1824 and encodes 510 amino acids. The transcript has 5 exons. Gene Ontology annotation, molecular function: transcription corepressor activity. The record is from RefSeq and is a predicted model, not a curated record. Gene Ontology annotation, biological process: regulation of transcription by RNA polymerase II. Gene Ontology annotation, cellular component: nucleus.